AUGCCUCUUUUUGUGUUUCCGGCAUUAGGUGGUCUGUUAUUUGGGUAUGACAUUGGUGCUACUUCUGAUGCUACCAUCUCACUAACGUCCGCUGAGCUUAGCAGCACAACGUGGUUUAACCUGAUAGCUGGUCAGCUUGGUCUUGUGCACUGCAGGCCAUUUUACCUCAAGACAUUGUUAACAAGAUUACAGCCAUACCUCUCCCUCUACAUCCUAGACCUGACCAGUUUAUUUGGUUCCUUUACUAUUAGCUCUGCUUCCAGGUUGCUAAUGCAGUGUGUGGCAUACUCUCCAAAAUCUUCCUGCAGAUUUUCUGUUCCCAUGGAAUCUUUCCUAUCUGAUCAAGGCUCAGUUUCAAACAAUUCUUCUUCAGAUGAUAAUCAUGAACUCAUCAACCCCCUUUUCAUUCCAGCCAACUUAGACCUCCCUGGUGAUUGUUGUACAUCUUUGAACCCGGCCUCAGACGAGUAUGCUGGUGACAAUUAUGACGACAACACUCCUGUUCUCAGGUAUAUAAGUGAUAUUCUUCUUGAAGAGGACAUUGAGGAUAAGCCUUGUAUGAUACAUGACUGUUUGGCCCUCCAAGCUGCUGCGAAAUCUUUCUAUGAUGUCAUUCAUCAAAAGGAUUCAACAACACUAGACCAAAGCUAUGAGAACCCGGAUGAUUACAAGGAGAGUUUUUUCAGCACUGGUGGCGCUAUUUAUGGCAAGACAGAUGGGGUUGCUGAUGUCCCGUAUUCUCUUGCUAAGUGUCAUCCGGAUACCUCUUUGGUUUCCAAUUCAAUUUCAAAGCUGCAAAGUCUUGGGAAUUCUCGAAGGGUGGAGGAAGAAAACAACUGGCAUGCAAAGUUUAAAAUCCUUAAGGCUAAGAGGUUCCAACCAAUGCUUCAGGGUCCUCAAACACAUACAGGUUUAACUUCGGUGUAUGAGCAACGAAGUGACGGGUACAACUCAAAAAAUGGAUCAGAGACAAAGAAAGAUCGUCGAAGACUGGAUGAUCAUUGUCUAGAAGAAUGGAGGAGCAACAAGCAGUCACUUUACUCAGUUGCAUAUUCUACUGACGACUCUGAGCUGCAAGAAAUGUUUGAUAAGUUAAUGCUCUGUCAAACUGCGAAUUGUAAAUCCGUCAAUUCUAGUUCGCUUCAUGAGUCUUGUAACGAAGGAAGCAAAUACUCAGAAGAAUCUAAGCAUGUACGCUCAAAGAGACGAACUAAAGAAGAUAGAGUAGUAGAUUUGCGAACAAUGUUAAUCCAAUGCGCGCAAGCUGUUGCAAGUUAUGACCAAAGAAAUGCUAGUGUACUACUGAAGCAGAUCAGGCAGCACUCGUCUCCCUAUGGUGAUGCAACCCAGAGACUGGCUCAUUACUUUGCCGAUGGCCUCCAGGUACGCUUGGCUGAUACUAGAGCCCCGUUGCAUUCAUAUAUUGUUGGUCCGAAGAUAUUAACUGUUGAAAUACUGAAAGGUCAUCAGACAUCUAUCACGACAUUCCCUUUCUGGAAACUUACACAAUUUUUUGCCAAUAUGACAAUUAUUAAACUAGCAGAAAAAGCAACAAGCCUUCACAUUAUUGAUUUUGGUAUUUCUUAUGGUUUCCAAUGGCCCUCCCUCAUCCAACGGCUUUCAGAGAGACAUGGCGGACCACCUAAGCUUCAUAUCACAGCGAUUGAGCUUCCGCAACCAGGUUUUAGACCCACAGAGAGGGUUGAGGAAACUGGUCGUCGGUUAGCAAAGUAUUCUAGAAGAUUUGGUGUAUCGUUUGAAUUCCAGGUCAUUGCUCAGAAAUGGGAAACUAUAGGAUUGGAUGAUCUCAAAAUAGACAGAAAUAAGCUGAUUGUGGUGAACUGUUUACACCGGUUGAGGCACGUUCCUGAAGUGACAAUGAUUGGAAACAGUCCAAGAGAUGAUGUACUAAAGUUGAUCAGGAAAAUCAAUCCAGAAAUAUUUAUCCAUGGGGUUGUCAAUGGGGCACACAAUUCAUCAUUCUUUCUCACACGUUUCAAACAAGCUAUCUCUUACUUCAAUGCACACUUUGAUAUUUAUGAGGCCACAAUGCCUUGUGAGGAUAAACAACGAUUGCUUUUCGAAAGAGUAGUACUUGGUGGAGAGAUAAUGAAUGUAGUGGCUUGUGAGGGUUUGGAAAUAGUUGAAAGGCCUGAAACAUAUCAAAAGUGGCAGGUUAGGAAUGUAAGGGCUGGAUUUAAGCAGCUCCCAUUAGACCAGGAGUUGUUAAUGAAGGUGAAGAAUACGUUCAAGUCGAUAGGCUAUCACAAUGACUUUAGCAUUGAUGAAGAUGAAAAUUGGAUGUUGCAUGGAUGGAGAGGGAGAGUCCUCUUUGCCCUAUCCUUCUGGAAAGGCGUGUAGGAGUUUUACAAAAACCUCUUGUUUUCAUUAUUUUGUUUGAUACUCAUUUUUUUCCUGUAAUCUUUCACAUACAAUUUUCUCUUGUAUGCUAUUGUUUCAUGGUAUGAAGUCAUGCAUCAUUUUUAAUAUCCAUUUUUUAUUCAUCUCUGUCAUAUGUAACCGAUAUAAGACCAGUCUUUCGGGGUUAUACUGAGCUUGUUGUUAGGGUAUUAGCUUAUGGAAGACACUCUUUGUUGGCAGGUGCUAUGUUAUCUAUGAUCACUAUAAUACAUAAGUUGUUUAUGUUUUUCCUA
This is a messenger RNA of Argentina anserina (silverweed cinquefoil), 2654 nucleotides long. Its product is annotated as scarecrow-like protein 30. Gene Ontology annotation, biological process: regulation of DNA-templated transcription. Gene Ontology annotation, cellular component: nucleus. The transcript has 5 exons. Gene Ontology annotation, molecular function: sequence-specific DNA binding; DNA-binding transcription factor activity. The record is from RefSeq and is a predicted model, not a curated record. Bases 1 to 2361 code for a protein of 786 amino acids. NCBI's taxonomy places the organism in Eukaryota, Viridiplantae, Streptophyta, Magnoliopsida, Rosales, Rosaceae.